AUGGUGUUUCAGGUUUUGUUGAUUGCCGCUGCUGUCACCACUGCUUUUGCCGGCUAUGCCCGGCCGGCAGCAGUGGCGGCCCCAGCCGUUGCAGCUCCUGUUGUUGCCGCGGCUCCAGCGCCGGCUGUUCUUGUGCAGCCAGCCCAUCCGUACAGCUUCGGCUACGAUUCCAAGGACGAGUUCGGCACUCAUCAAUACCGCAACGAAGUGAGCGACUCGGCCAAUCAGAAGCGCGGAAACUACGGCUACAAGGACGCCGGUGGUGUCUUUAGGCAAGUCGACUACGUGGCCGAUGCCGCGGGUUUCCGGGCCAACGUAUACACCAACGAGCCGGCCGCCCCAGUAGCUGCUGCUCCCGUGGCCGUGGCAAGACCUGCCCUUCCCGCGGCUCCUGUUGUGGCCGCAGCUCCUGUUGUGGCCGCGGCUCCGGUCAGGCCCGCAGUGAGGCCCGCAGCGGUGGCCCUUCCAGCGCCCCCACCGGCUCCCCUGGUGUACGCACCACCUCCCGUGGCCAAGCCACUCCCAGCUCCACUCUCAGCUCCAGUCGCAGCACCAGCCCCAGCUCCUUACCCCGCCGUGUUUCACGCACCAGCGCCAUACUUCACACAGGCGGUUCCUGCUGCAGCGCCAGUUGUGCACUCUGUCGCACCCGUUGUACCGGCGGCACCGGUUGUGCCCGCAGCACCGGUUGUGCCGGCAGCGCCGGUUGUGCCCGCAGCGCCGGUUGUGCCCGCGGCACCGGUUGCACCAGCCCCGGCACCUCUGCUACCAGCGCCAUUCCACUACGGCGUGAGGCCGCCCGUCGCCCUGACGGCUCCAGGACCAUCACCAGUCGCGGUCGCCGCGCCCUACGUUCACUAUUAUUAG
Rhipicephalus microplus (southern cattle tick) is the source of this 867-nucleotide messenger RNA. RefSeq lists its product as uncharacterized. The record is from RefSeq and is a predicted model, not a curated record. Lineage: Eukaryota; Metazoa; Arthropoda; Arachnida; Ixodida; Ixodidae.